This is a messenger RNA of Penicillium soppii, 1395 nucleotides long. RefSeq names its product MCT family MFS transporter. The record is from RefSeq and is a predicted model, not a curated record. Gene Ontology annotation, biological process: transmembrane transport. Gene Ontology annotation, molecular function: transmembrane transporter activity. The transcript has 4 exons. Gene Ontology annotation, cellular component: fungal-type vacuole membrane. The coding region runs from base 1 to 1395 and encodes 464 amino acids. NCBI's taxonomy places the organism in Eukaryota, Fungi, Ascomycota, Eurotiomycetes, Eurotiales, Aspergillaceae.
AUGCAAAGGUCGGGCAGCGUGUCUGUGCAAGAAGAACCAUGGCAAUCGGCCUCAGCAAGUGUUUCCAACCUUUCCUCAGGCCACAAUCCCAACUUCGAUGAGGAGGCCCCGCGGUCAGCAUUUUCAAUUGUCGAGCCCCCGGCCGACCUGUCCACGCUCACAACCCAUCUCACGGGCCAUGGUACCGAUGAUGCUUUCCCCGACGGAGGACUCCGCUCGUGGAGUGUUGUCGUUGGUUCGUUUUUCCUUUUGAUGAGCACGUUCGGGGUAAUGAAUACUACUGGAAUUUUGCAAAACUACUUCGCUUCCCACCAGUUGUCCAACUAUUCGCCGAGUGCCGUGGGCUGGAUUCCAGGCUUGUUCACGUUCUUCGGUCUGAGUCUAUCAGUCCAGGUUGGGCCGAUGUUUGACCGUUACGGGCCUACGUACAUCCUCAUGGCCGGUACUGCGUGUUAUAUCACGGGUCUUCUUCUUCUGGCUGAAAGUCAUCUUUAUUGGCACUUUGUGUUGACUCUGGGCGUACUAUCUGGGACUGGCACGGCCUUUUUGAGCACAGUAGCCUUGGCCAGUGUGCCUCAGUGGUUUGACCGAAAAGCAGGACUUGCUAUCGGUAUUUCAAUGGCGGGGGCGGGGCUCGGUGGUGUGGUAUUUCCAUUCAUGCUCAGAUCCGGCUUUACUCGACUGGGGUAUAAGUGGACGAUUCGGUUGCUGGCCUUUGUGGUGCUAGUUAUGUGCAUGGUCGGAAUUAGUUUGGUCAGGGCCCGCCUUCCUAAGGGCAGAAGCAAGUCGACUGUCAACUUGCGAUCUUUGCAGGAUGCGAGGUUCACCUGGUUAACUCUUGGUAUAUUCGGACUUGAACUGGAGGUCUUUGCUGGACUGGGUCUUUACCCGACAUAUGUGGUGAUGCAAGGCUUUUCAACCAAUGAUAGUGUUGUUUUGCUCGCCGUUCUGAAUGUAGCCUCCACGAUAGGGCGAUUAGUAGCUGGAGGUGUAGCUGAUCGCUACGGCAGGAUCAACACCCAAACAGCACUCAUCGCCGUGGGCGCAUUCGCGGUGUUUGUCGUAUGGUUGCCAUUUGGCAGCACUCUGGCAGGGCUUUAUGCAUUCUCUGCUAUCUUCGGGUUGGCAUCUGGUUCCUUCUUGAGCCUAGCACCGGCCUGUAUUGGGCAAAUUUCCAAAGCCAGUGAGGUAGGCGGACGCUUCGGGCUAACCUAUUCGAUUGUCAGCUUUGCCACACUGAUCUGUAUCCCCAUUGGUGGUGAGAUGCUCGAUAAAGUCGGAAAGAGAGCCAUGGUCGCGUAUCUUGGGAGUGUCUUGAUUGUUGCGCUCGGGAUGUUCGUAAUGGCAAGAUGGGCCUGUUUGAGCUACAGGUGGAGGUGGCACGCGAAGAUCUAA